UUUGAUCGACUGGAACUUGGAUCUCGUCAACUUCUCCCCCAUGGACUACGAUACUAACAUAUCGAGGCACGUGCCGGUGUUCUUGGAGCGGGUGUUCAUCUCCAUCGAUAAGAAAUAUUUGUUGGGACAUGUGGCGGUCAAGAACCUUUCGUUUGAAAAAAGUGUCACGAUGCGGUACACCUUCGACAACUGGGGGACCAUUAUCGAGAUUCCCACUAUCUACGUGCCCGACAUCCCCACGGUGCUCCGGUCCAAUGGGUAUGAUCGGUUUGUGUUUAAGGUCCAGUUGAACAAAAUGUUCAAUAAUUUCGGGGCAAACAUGCACUUCCAGAAGAACAACUAUAAGUUUUGCAUCAAGUACGUUGCUAACAACACAAACUACUGGGAUAACAACCUGAUGCGUGACUAUGAGAUCAACUUGACCAAGAUAAUAACCCAGGCUAAUAGCCCCGUUGCCAGAACUAACUUCAGCGAUAACUCGGUGUUUAACCGGACCGGGUCGGCAGACAGCUUGACGCUGCUCAACUCCAAGGGCUUCAAGCCGCGGUACUCGUCGUCGUACUUGCGGCGGCGGUCGUCCGACUCCAAGCUCUCGACCCUCGAGUCCGACGCUGACUACGUGAAGAAUAACUUUUAUUUGUCGUCACCUUUGCUUUCAAACUAUAGCUCCGGGUCCUUUAGUAGUGACGUGUUGAACCCCCUGAAGUCGAACACCUCGACCGAUACGUUGAUCCCUAACAAAAACUUUUUGAAUCCCCACGAUUCCAACCCUUUGGACUUGAAAUCGUUGAACGCCAGUUUGUUCACCGAUAACGAUAAUUACAAUUCUCCAUCUUAUCAACAGCUUAUUGAUAACUAUUGUUUUUUCACUCCGGGUGGGUCACAGCCCCAAAAGUCAAGUUCCGGUUCCAAUCAAAAGGAAUCUGGAAACCCUAGUUCGAGUUCAAGCUCGGGUUCUAAUUCGGCCUCUGAGCCUGCUGGUGGGCUUGAUGGGUCAAGUGAAUUUAGUUCGCUGACCUUUACGGUGUCUUCGUUACUCGGCACCUAGUUUGUUUUUAGCGUUUGAUGAUAGAAUACAUGAUGUAUUAGGUACUUUUCAGAUGAUUCGUUUGGCCUAAAAAGGUUAUUUUGUAUCAUCACACGAUCACUGCCCGUUUUAAGCUUUUGUUGCACUUGUCUAUUAUUACAUACUUAACAUAAUAUACAUCAUCCCUAUGCCAAGGGAUUCAUAUUUUACCUAAUCAAAACAAAAGAGCUUCACCACUCCGUUGUCACAGCCAGCUGCAAACUUCGAGUCGCUCAAUCCCACGCAACUGACGCUGGCAUCCCCACACCAGGUAUGCAAACACUUACCGUCUUGCAAGUCCCACACCUUAAUCAUCCGAUCAUGUGCCCCACUGACGAUUCUAAACGUAUCAGCAGAAAUCGACCACACCCCUUCGAUGUGACCAAACUGCGUCCGAAUACAUUUACCGGUCUUCACAUCCCAUACCUUGAUGGUGUUAUCCAAAGACGACGUGAGCAAGUGCGUGGGGUAAUUCUUCUCAUUGGGGUCUGUCACAAUCUCCACAAACCCUCCAUCACUGAUCUCGUUAUCGUUAUCGUUGUCUUCAUCUACAUCGCUGAUGUUCCCGAGAUCCACGUCGUUGAUCAACUUGUCUUUGUAGGUGAAGGGUAUCACACACUGCACCUGCCCCACAUGGCCAUUGCUCUCAACCCCACCAAACGUCUUGAGACAUUUGUGGGUUUCCAAGUCCCACAUCUUGACGGUGGUAUCAUCGGAGGCCGAGAACGCUGUGUGAGACUGCGAGUGGAUUUUGACCGAGUUGACCCAGUCAGUAUGGCCUCGGAGCGUAUAACAGGUGCGUGAGUCGACAUGCCAUACUUUGACAGUAUUGUCGGCGGAUCCGCUGACGAUGGUUUUAUCUGAAAAGUCCACCGACACUACCGCGUCCUCAU
Yamadazyma tenuis ATCC 10573 is the source of this 1959-nucleotide messenger RNA. The record is from RefSeq and is a predicted model, not a curated record. NCBI's taxonomy places the organism in Eukaryota, Fungi, Ascomycota, Pichiomycetes, Serinales, Debaryomycetaceae.